AGGGCUCGCGCUCCCCAGAGCUGGUUUAGACGUCAGUUCGACAACUUGAUGCGGACGCUGACCUGCGGCGGCAACCAGGCCCCGCAGGCUCAGACAGACUGGUUCAUGCACAAGUUCGAGUCCCAGGCGGUGCACGAGGCCCAGGAGCCUAUGUACCACCUGUCCAGUGCCAGCAUUUGCUGCGGAGUGCGCCUCGCCUUCGACCCGACUACGGCAUACCAUUACUUCUGGCUAACUAUAGUGUCAGUGGCAGUGCUAUACAACGUGCUGUUUGUGAUUAUGCGCGCCGUGUUCUGGGCGCUGGAUGACGUCACCGGCUGGUACUGGGUGGACUACUUCUGCGACUGCAUCUACCUCGUCGACACGAUCGUACACAUGCAUGAAGGGUACCUGGAGCAGGGGCUGAUGGUGCAGGACUCCGCCAUGCUGCGCCAGUACUAUAUGCGCUCCGGCGCCUGGCACUGCGACGCGCUGUCCUUGGUGCCCACUGACAUCGCCUACUACUGGUGGCGCCCCGGCUCCUGCGGUGCCGAAUGUCUACCGUGCCCUAUAAUCGUGCGUCUCAAUCGACUGUUACGCAUGCCCCGCAUGUGGGAAUGGUUCGACCGCACCGAGACUGCGAUCAGCUACCCGAAUGCGUUCCGGAUUUGGAAGGUCGUCAUGGCUAUAAUUGUUCUAAUUCACUGGAACGCAUGCCUGUAUUUCGUGAUCAGCUACGCGAUCGGCUUCGGCGUGGACAACUGGGUGUACAACAUCACCGGCGCGGAGAACGCCACGCUGGCGCACCAGUACAUCUACAGCUUCUACUGGUCCACACUCACGCUCACCACCAUCGGCGAGACGCCGCAGCCGGAGAACGACGCCGAGUUCGUGUUCGUCGUCAUCGACUUCCUUGGCGGCGUGCUCAUCUUCGCCACCAUAGUGGGGAACAUCGGCUCGAUGAUAUCCAACAUGAACGUCGCGCGCGUCGAGUUCCAGAACAAGAUGGACGGCGUGAAGCAGUACAUGGCAUUCCGCAAAGUGAGCGGCGAGCUGGAGGCGCGCGUGAUCCGCUGGUUCGCGUACACGUGGAGCGAGUCGGGCGCGCUGGACGAGGAGAACGUGCUGGCCUCGCUGCCCGACAAGCUGAAGGCGGAGAUCGCCAUCCGCGUGCACCUGGACACGUUGCGCCGCGUGGAGAUCUUCGCAGACUGCGAGCCCGGCCUGCUGGAGGCGCUGGUGUUGCGGCUGCGGCUGCAGGUGUUCAGCCCCGGCGACUACAUCUGCCGCAAGGGCGACGUGGGCAAGGAGAUGUACAUCGUGAAGCGCGGGCGCCUGCAGGUGGUGACGGACGACGGCAGCGGCGUGCUAGCCACGCUGGGCGCCGGCUCCGUGUUCGGCGAAGUGAGCGUGCUGGAGAUCCCCGGCAACCGCACCGGCAACCGCCGCACCGCCACCGUGCGCUCGCUCGGCUACUCCGACCUCUUCUGCCUGGCCAAGAAGGAUCUGUGGGAAGCUCUCGGGGACUACCCGGACGCCAUGGCCACUCUGAUCCAGCGCGGCUGCCAGCUCCUGCGUAAAGACGGUUUGCUGGACGAGAAGGAGUUAGAUCGCUCCCGAAGUACGCGGCAGUCGUUGGAGGAGGAAGUAUGCCAACUACAAGAGGCAAUAGAAAUCAUCAAACAUCGCUUCGACGCUUUCCUGGGCGACUACGCCACGACCAAGGAGACUGUAGGAAAUAUGUGGAACCAGCAACACAACGACCAGCAGCCGAUCGACGACGAGGUCGCCAGUCAGACGGUGUACUCCCGAACGUAUGCCAUCGACGAAGUCUAUGUGAGACAUGAUAUGCCCCCGGAGCUCCCGGCGAAGGCUAAAGAGCUACGCGAGCGUGAACUCGCCCGGAAAGCCCAGGAAGAACACGCCUUCGUGCGCGCUAACACCGUGCCGCCGACCAAGAAGAGAGUCAAGUACUAAGCGUUAAGCGUUUCGAGAAACGCAUACCAUGUUUCAACGAUCACGGCUGAACUGUUGUCAACGCGAGACUGUUUAGCCUGAUAUUUCUGUCAAGUUGACGAACGUGAUGGUAAUUUGUACGGUAAUUUAUUAGGCAGUUGCCAAAUUGUUGUUAUGAGGCAGAGGCAGGGUUAAAGAUACCAUUAAGUCACGUUUGGAAGCUUGCGUUACAAACGACUGCAAGGAUCUUGGAAUACUUGCAGUAGUUUGUAAUUAAAAAAAUGGUUUUUUGCGUCGACGAAAGCGCGACGAUUUUUGUGGCAUACCUACUUUGCUAAUCAUUAGUCAGAGAUGUCUAUUUGUGUUAGAUAUAUUAUAUAGAAUUGUAUAUUUAUAAAUAUUUACUUAAAUUAACACGUAUUUUACAAUUAUUUUAAAAGUUAUUAGAUGUUUAGAAUUGCUCAGAGCAAGUGAAAAUAAGUAUUAUUAUGAUUUGUAAAAGUUUCGUAUUUUUUCAAUUGCACCUAUUUAUGUAGAAAUAUCAGCUCUAAUUAUGAUAAUAUUUUUAAAUAUAUAAACAUAAUAUCUUUAUUAUAUUGUGUAUAUACUUAGUUCUUCAUAAUUACUAUACCUAUAGUAACUGUUUUUUUUUAAUAUAUAAUAAUCUAUAUUAUUAUAUAUAUGUAAAUCUCCAAUGCCAAAAACAAAACCAAAGUAUUAGCAUCACUACACUAUUUCUAAAAAACUAUAUUGGGAAAAUUGGUCUUGUAUUCUAUAACUUACAUGAUUUAAAUAUAAUGUAUUUAAAUCAUGUAAGUUACUAAAAUACGCCUGCGAAAUAUUUGUGUGAUGAGCUUGGGUAUUUUCUAGUGUCUGGAUUUGAUUUGAUGUUAUUUCUUUAUAGUUACUAACCGACGCCCGUUACUUCGUCCUCCGAAGUCGGAGUCAAUAUUUUAUUUAAUAGAUAUACGUCCUUACAAAAUCUACUUACUACUAAUUUACGUCAACAAUUUCGAGUGCAGAGUAUGGUAGUGAAGAUAAUUGUAUAUACUACAUAUUAUAAAUACCUAAAUAACAUAUAAAUACACACAGACACUGGCAAACACCCAUGUUCAUCACACAAAUAUUUUCGGCCGACGGAGUGGAGAAAGUAGAAUCACCUAGUAUGUCAAUCUAAAUAGUAUAUGUAGAAUGCUCGUAUAUACACAAUAUAACUUAUAUUGUAUAGCUGUAGUAUGUUUUAUGUAGAUAAAUAAAACGAACGGAUUUCGGAUUUAUUACACCAUAUAUAACUCAAUAAGUUGUGUGCAUUUUAAGAAAUUAUAUAUCACGUAUCUCAAACGGUGAAGGAAAACAUCGAGAGCAAACCAUUUCUUAAUUCUCUGUAUGUGUGAGGUCUGUCAAUCCGCAUUUGGCUCGUGCUCAGCAGUGAACCGAUUAGGGUUGUUAAUAACCUACCUACUAGACCUCAGUAUUUGAUACUAGUGCAGCUGCUGCAGCAGACGGGAAGUACCCGGUUUUGAUUUCCAUGCGAGUGUCGUAAAUUUGUUGCACGGCUGUAUCUUUUUAUUGCGUUGGCUUAGAAGUUCGAUUUUUUUCCAGCUCUAAGAGACAGUAAACCUGAAUCAUCAUUUAUCAGCCGAUGGACGUCCACUGCAAGACAUAGGCCUUUUGUAGGGACUUCCAAACAUCUCGAAACAGAGCCAGGUGGCUCAGUAUGGUGAUGUUUUAGACCUGAAUAUUUGAUAUAAAUUUCAGCUCAAUAUGUCCACGCGUCCAAAGGCAAAGGCGCCCGAGAACAAAUUUUAAAUAUACGACAACUAAUCGAGAAAGCCUACGAAUUCGACACGCCAAUGACUAUGUGCUUUGUUGAUUAUAUCAAAGCUUUCGAUUGUGUUAACCUGAGUUGUUUGUGGGGAGUGCUUGCAGACCUGGGAGUGUCACAACAUUUAGUAACACUGCUCAAAAACCUGUAUAGCAGUAGCAAAGGAAUUGUAAGAAUAGAUGUGGUUACAUCCAACACUUAGAGAAGUGUUAGAAAAUUCUCAGGUAUGCUGGUUUCCUCAAGAUGUGUACCUAUUAUAGAUAUUCUUAAAAUGCACAUAACUGAGAAGUUUGCGGAAAACCGUUUGUACUAAACGGUUUUCCGCAAAUGAUUUCAAAUUGUUGGUUUUGGUUAUUAUCAAACAGCUUGCUUGUAUUGUUGGGCAAAGUGAUGAAAGAUUACUGGAACGGUAGAGAUCUUUGUUAACUGUAAAAAUAUAACUUUAACCUACAACUUCGAACGUAACCCUCGGUGCGUGAGUACAACUCGCGCUUGGCCGUUUUUUAUAAUCUAUGACUAAUUAUACAACGAAAAAAUAAUUUAUAUAAAAAAAUAUAUGAAGGAACAAUGUGUACAAAUAUACUAUGAGCUUUCCUUGCAGGCUUUAAAUAAAAUAAAUAACGUACAAAUAUAUUUUAAGGUUCUACACCUUAAAAAGAGAAAUAGUUUAUUAAAAGUAACGUAUUGAUUUAUUUUCGAGACUAUCCUUAAGCAUCUCAUAAAAAACAUAAAAUCUGCAAAAAAUUAUAUAUACCUAAAAAGAACAAUUUUAAAAUUAGUACCUUUAUAUGAAGAUCUUAAUAUACGUUUUAAAGUUAACUAAGGAAAGGCAAAGCAAGGAGAAAUUCAAAACCUCGAAAACUCCACGAUUAAGGACUGAGAUUCAAGACUAAAACUCAACCCGUUGCGAGUUCUCGAUCCCACAGUUGGGCAAGGCGCCAACGGCCAUCGCCUAAAAGAUCCCAACAUCAUCAUUUUGUACUCAUGUAUGUGUGUGUGUACGAUGUACGUAUGUGUAGGUACUCCCAUUGCCACCAAUUGCCACGCCAUGAGCACAGUAAAAAUUGUAUACUAUGCCAUGAGCUUUGUGACUCCUUGGGCAGCUAUUUUGGCAGUAUUGGUUCUUCUCUGAAUCAAUUAAUACUUCGAUCACACACUUACUCAGAAACCCCUAAUUAAUAUCUCUGCCCCCUUGUUAACUAAGAAACUUAUAUUAAGUAUAUACCGGUUUUAGUUUCUGUAAAAUAAACUAAACAAAAGAAAUACAUAUUUAUAGCCCAUUAAUAUAUUUCACUAAAAUAUUUAAAAAAUAUAUUACUAACCUAAAAAUCAUAAAUUCAGCGGUGUAUUUGUGGAAAGGUAACAGACAGACAUUGGAAUGCAUUAAAAAUAUUAGUAUGGAUUUAUAAAUAAUUAUGUCUAACAUGCUUAUUAGUUUAGAAUUGUGUCGCGGAUUUUUCGAGUAUAUUAAAGACAAUGAGUAUCUAUGUGAACAAGUAUCUACCUAUAGUUACGUACAUAAUUAAUAUUAUGUAAUUUAUAUUUAUAUACAAGUAUAUGUAGUGGAUAUUGAUAUUAAUACGUAAAAAGGAAACUUUGGGCCCAUUAAUUUCUUCCUAUAGUAGAACUUUAUAUGCAUGGUUUAUAUUUAAGGUCAUAUAUUGUCGUAGUACCUAGUUAUUAAACAACUGUUAAGCAAAAUGCAACAAUAUGUAAAAAAAAAUCUAGUCAAUCUAUUAACGACACUUCGGAUUUCCAAUCUAAUCAUACAUAAGUACUUGAGCACUAUAAACUUAUGUAGUAGUUGUUAGAUACAUACCAGUACUUAAAUAUUUAUUGCAGAAGUGGUAAACUUCACAUACCAGCUAAUGAUUGUUUUUUGUUUCUAGCUUUUAAUAUUGUAUUAUUUAUUAUAAGUAAUUGUAAUAGCUAGUGCGCAGUUAAACCAACUGUGGUUUGUUUUGCAAAAUAUGUAUUUUGUAGAAUAAUAAAUAAAUAACUUAAUCCUGUCUUUUACGGAAAUGACUUUAGAAUAAAACUUAUUACUGUUAUAUAAACAGUCGGAAAAUUAAGUAUUAAGGUAAUAUGAUAAAGUAGUCCAGUUCUAGUUUUGAAGUAUUAUAUUUCUAUAAAAACCAGAGUAUUUUUAAAGCACAAAUCAAAAAUAUUUUGAAAUCAAUUUAUAUUAAUUUAAUUUUCAAUUCAUGAAUUUUGUUUGUAAUAUGUACUUAUGUCAUAAAAUAUAUUGUCUUUAGUAGGUAUGUAAGAACAAAAUAAGUAGGUACUUUAAUUAUAUGUGUAUAUUUUGAUGAAUAAAAAAAAUGUGUGUUUCUUAAAUUAAAAUAGUAAAUUUCUCAAGAUACCUAAAAUUCUUCAAUGAAUGUUCUUGUAUUUUAACUAUUUGUGUUUAGAAAUCGUAGUGAUUAUUGUGUAAAAAAUUUGAUGUACCAACUAUCAGUGUUUAAAUAAAGGAUUCAAUAA
Bicyclus anynana (squinting bush brown) is the source of this 6241-nucleotide messenger RNA. RefSeq names its product cyclic nucleotide-gated cation channel subunit A-like. The coding region runs from base 49 to 1956 and encodes 635 amino acids. Lineage: Eukaryota; Metazoa; Arthropoda; Insecta; Lepidoptera; Nymphalidae. Gene Ontology annotation, cellular component: intracellular cyclic nucleotide activated cation channel complex; plasma membrane. The record is from RefSeq and is a predicted model, not a curated record. The transcript is spliced from 7 exons. Gene Ontology annotation, molecular function: cGMP binding; intracellularly cGMP-activated cation channel activity; protein-containing complex binding. Gene Ontology annotation, biological process: monoatomic cation transmembrane transport.